AUGGCACCCGGCGCCCUCGUCGAGCAACCUAACAUCGCGGAGCCCUUCGCCAACCCGAAGGACGGCCUCGCCCUCGAAGCCACCUCCGACGCCAUCGACGAUGUCAACGUUCUCAAAGCCGCCUUGAAGGUGAAGAAUGGCACCGCGACACAAGAAGAGAAGGACAUCUACGAGCAAUCCCAGUUCGAUGCCGAAAAGGACAAGACCCAGUUCCGACAGUACGAGGAGGCCUGCGACCGCGUCAAGAACUUCUACCGCGAGCAGCACGAAAAGCAAACCGUUGCGUACAACCUCAGAGCGCGCAACUCUUUCUACGCCACCACGCGCGCUAGCAUGACUGUAUGGGAGGCCAUGGAGAAGCUCAACACGCUCAUCGACGAGUCCGACCCGGACACCUCCCUCUCCCAAAUCGAGCACCUCCUCCAGUCCGCCGAAGCCAUCCGCCGCGACGGCAAGCCCCGCUGGAUGCAGCUCGUCGGCCUGAUCCACGACUUGGGUAAACUCCUCUUCUUCUACGGCGCAGAGGGCCAGUGGGACGUCGUCGGCGACACGUUCCCCGUUGGUUGCGCGUUCGAUAAGCGCAUCAUUUACCCCGACACCUUCAAGGGCAACCCGGAUCACGACAACUACAUCUACGGCACUGAGCACGGCAUCUACACGCCUGGCUGCGGUCUCGAUAAUGUGAUGCUCAGCUGGGGUCAUGACGAGUAUUUGUACCACAUCAUGAAGGCGCAGAGCACGAUUCCGGAUGAGGGCCUCGCGAUGAUCAGGUACCAUUCUUUCUACCCGUGGCACUCGCAGGGCGCGUACAGGUGGAUGAUGAAUGAGAAGGAUGAGCGUAUGUUGGAGGCUGUGAAGGCGUUCAACCCGUAUGAUCUUUACUCGAAGAGCGAUGAUGUUCCCAAGGUUGAGGAUCUCAAGGAGUACUACAAGGACAUUAUCGACGAGUUCAUCGGCUGGGACAAGAAGGUCCAGUGGUAGUCGGACCCAGCAUAAAAGUGGCGAUUCCGGCCGAAAAACUGGAGGCAUUAUCGAUAUGGAGUUCUGUAUAUAUGGAUUUUGUUUGAGCUUAAAGAC
Paraphaeosphaeria sporulosa is the source of this 1077-nucleotide messenger RNA. RefSeq names its product DUF706-domain-containing protein. The coding region runs from base 1 to 981 and encodes 326 amino acids. The transcript has 2 exons. The record is from RefSeq and is a predicted model, not a curated record. Gene Ontology annotation, molecular function: inositol oxygenase activity; iron ion binding. Gene Ontology annotation, cellular component: cytoplasm. Lineage: Eukaryota; Fungi; Ascomycota; Dothideomycetes; Pleosporales; Didymosphaeriaceae. Gene Ontology annotation, biological process: inositol catabolic process.